This is a messenger RNA of Mytilus californianus (California mussel), 9791 nucleotides long. RefSeq names its product scoloptoxin SSD14-like. Gene Ontology annotation, biological process: glutathione catabolic process. The record is from RefSeq and is a predicted model, not a curated record. Bases 69 to 1979 code for a protein of 636 amino acids. The transcript has 16 exons. Gene Ontology annotation, cellular component: plasma membrane. Lineage: Eukaryota; Metazoa; Mollusca; Bivalvia; Mytilida; Mytilidae. Gene Ontology annotation, molecular function: glutathione gamma-glutamate hydrolase.
GGGAAACAACUCACCAUCUCCUGUCAAAAACAAAAUAAGCUACAAACUAUAUUUUUACGGCUUAAUUAAUGGAAUUAUCAAAAGAUUUUGAUGGAAAUGCGUUUACAGUUGACGAUGACAAAGAUGACUUAAUUUCUCCUGAUGAAGGACCAGUUAUUGGUAAAGGUGGUCAUGUGAUCGAAGCAAGGGGAAGUGUUGACUUACAGAAAUCCAAAGGAGAGACAUCUCCCCUUUCACAUAACAAGAAAGGGUCAGCUUCAGGAAAAGAUUUACAAACGUCCCAUGGAUUGAAGGUUAUAGUUGGAGUAGCAAUAGGAUUCUCUGUACUGGUUACCAUAGCGCUGCUCCUUACCAUCUAUCUAGGUCAUGGACAGGUUGGGGCUUCAGGUGCUGUAGCAGCAGAUGUCCCAGAAUGUUCAGUUAUGGGGUUGACUAUACUAGAACAGGGAGGCAAUGCUGUGGAUGCUGCUGUCUCAACAAUGUUUUGUGUGGGUGUGGUCAAUGCACAGAGUUCUGGGAUAGGAGGUGGAGGUUUCAUGAUGGUUCAUGAUCAUAAAACAAAUGAAGCUAAAGUCUACGAUUUUAGAGAAGUUGCUCCAAAAGCUGCCACAAAGACAAUGUUUGGUGGUGAUUCAGCCAAAACAUUAAAGGGAGGUCUGUCUGUUGCUGUGCCUGGAGAGCUUAAAGGAAUGGAACUGGCACAUAAAAAAUAUGGAAAGUUACCAUGGAGUUCUGUAGUAAAACCAGCUGCAAAUUUAGCCAGAAAUGGAUACAAGGUUACCAUGGCAAUGGCAACAGAUUUUAAAACAGGAAAGGUCAAAAUAAGUGAUUUCCAAGGUCAGCUUGGUAACAUCUACCUAACAAGUGAUGGACAGUUUGUAAAGGAAGGGACGAAGAUCAAAAACAUAAAGUUAGCUGAUACUCUAGACAUCAUUGCAGCUAAAGGCAGCGAUGCAUUCUAUGAGGGAGAACUAGUACAGAGUAUUGUUAAUGCUGUAACAAAUGCAGGAGGCAUAUUGACAGCGGAUGACCUGAAGGAUUAUGAGGUAGUAGUUAGAGAUGUUGUCAAGACAACAUAUAAAGAUCAGACAUUGAUAUCAGUACCAGCUCCAGGGGGUGGACCAGUAAUAUUAUCUAUCAUGAACAUAUUGGAAGGGUAUAACUUCAAAUCAGGCGAUAAAAACCAAACUAAGACAGUACACAGAAUGUUAGAGGCAUUUAAAUUUGGCUUUGCUCAACAACAAGAACUAGCUGACCCCAAAUUUGAAUCUUCUGCAUUGAAUGCUACUAGUAAGAUGUUAGAUAAAGCUAUGGCUAAAUUGAUCAUGAAUAAGACAACAGAAAAGACACAUGCUGAUCCUUCCUUUUAUAAUGGUGUGGUAGCCAUGUCUCCAGAGAAAGGAACAUCUCAUAUAUCUGUUAUAGAUGCUCAGGAAUUAAUGGUCUCUGUGACUACAACGGUCAAUUAUUGGUUUGGAUCUAAGAUAAUGACAGAUACUGGGAUUUUACUGAAUAACCAGAUGGCUGAUUUUGCUGAUCCUGAUAAUCCUGAUACCAAAAAUAACAAGCUGAAUUAUAUUGCUCCUGGGAAACGCCCACUUUCCAACAUGGCACCAGUUAUUUUGUAUAACCAGGACUCCCCUUGCAAAAUGAGACUUGUGAUUGGUGGAGCCAAUGGAUCAAGGAUUAUAACUGGUGUGACAGAGGUAUUACUGAAUGUUGUAUCAUUUGGAUUGACAAUGGCAGAUGCUAUUAGUGCUCCUAGGAUCCACACACAGCUUUAUCCUUCUGAUGUAGAGUAUGAAGAUGGAUUUCCACAGAAAGUUAUAGAUGAAUUAGGAAAAAUGGGACAUAAGAUGGUGAAGGCUUCAGAAGGUUUAAAUGAAGUUCAGGGUAUAAAGAAGGUCAACAAUAGAAUAAAUGCUGUGUCCGACUACAGAAAAGGAGGGAAAGCGGCUAUUUUUAAUACAAAUACAUAAUACGAAAGUCUUUUAGGUUUAUAAUACUGUAAAAUAUUUAAUAUUUACGUCUCCUAGGUUUUACUGUACUGUAAAAUAUUCAAUAUUCAUGUCUCCUAGGUUUAACCUUACUGUGAAAUAUUUAAUAUUCUUGUCUCCUAGGUUUUACUGUACUGUAAAGUAUUAAUUCUUUGCAAUUUAUAUUGUGAAAACUGUGUUGGGCAAUCAGAACGGGCAUUUUUAUUUCUAUAUUCAUUAUAGGUGUUGUGAUUGUUGUUUAAACUGUGACUGGAUAUUUAUGUUUCACAUAAAUUAGUGUGGCAUUAUAUUUAUGUUUCACAUUAAUUAGUGUGGCAUUACAUUUAUGUUUCACAUUAAUUAGUGUGGCAUUACAUUUAUGUUUCAUAACUAAUUAGUGUGGCAUUACAUUUAUGUUUCAUAAUUAACUAGCGUGGCAUUACAUUUAUGUUUCACAUAAUUAGUGUGGCAUUACAUUUAUGUUUCACUAUAAAAGUUGGUUACAGUAAAACUUUAAUCAAAUUUUAUUCUCAAUUUUUUAUGCCCCCGCCGUAGCGGAGGGGGCAUUAAGUUUUACCCUUGUCCGUCUGUACGUCCGUAGGUCCCAAAGUUGGUUUCUGUUCUCUAACUUUAGUUUGCCUCAACCAAAUGUUGUGAAUCUUAUACACAAUGCUUAUUACCACAAAUCACAGAUCAAGACUGAAUUUUGGUGGCGUCACUUUAACCGUUUUAGAGUUAUGCCCCUUUACAAAUGGAAAAUUUGCUGAAUUUUACGUUUCCGUUCUCUAACUUUAGUUUGCCUGAACCAAAUGCUACGAAACUUAUACACAAUGCUUAUUACCACAAAACACAGAUCAAGUUAUAAUUUUGGUGGUGUCAUUUAUAUCGUUCUAGAGUUAUGACCCUUUACAAAUGGAAAAAUUGCUGAAUUUAUCGUUUUCGUUCUCUAGCUUAAGUUUGCCUCAACCAAAUUUUAUGAAACUUAUACACAAUACUUAUUACCACAAAACUCAGAUCAAGUGCAAAUUUGGGUAGUGUCACUUUUACCGUUCUUCAGUUAUGUCCCUUUAUAACUUUAUAUGAUAUGCUAGCGGGGGCACAUUCCCCAUUUUUAGCUCACCUGGCCCAAAGGGCCAAGUGAGCUUUUCUCAUCACUUGGCGUCCGUCGUCCGUAAACUUUUACAAAAAUCUUCUCCUCUGAAACUACUGGGCCAAAUUUAACCAAACUUGGCCACAAUCAUCAUUAGGGUAGUAUCUAGUUUAAAAAAUGUGUCCGGUGACCCGGCCAACCAACCAAGAUGGCCGCCAUGGCUAAAAAUAGAACAUAGGGGUAAAAUGUAGAUUUUGGCUUAUAUCUCUGAAACCAAAGCAUUGAGAGCAAAUCUGACAUGGGGUAAAAAUGUUAAUCAGGUCAAGAACUAUCUGCCCUGAAAUUUUCAGAUGAAUCGGACAACCCGUUGUUAGGUUGCUGCCCCUGAAUUAGUUAUUUUAAGGAAAUUUUGCUGUAUUUGGUUAUUAUCUUGAAUAUUAUUAUAGAUAGAGAUAAACUGUAAACAGCAAUAAUGUUCAGCAAAGUAAUUGCUACAAAUAAGUCAACAUGACCAAAAUGGUCAGUUGACCCCUUAAGGAGUUAUUGCCCUUUUAUAGUAAAUUUUUAACAAUUUUUCGUAAAUUUUUGUUAUCUUUUACAAAAAUCUUCUCCUCUGAAACUACUAAGAUGAAUUUAACCAUAGUUGUAAACAAUCAUCAUUAGGGUAUGUAGUUUAAAAAUUGUGUCUGAUGACCCCGCCCGCGAACCAAGAUGGCCGACAUGGCUAAUAAUAGUACAUAGGGUAAAAUGCAGUUUUUGGCUCAUAUAUCUAAACCCAAAGCAUUUCGAGCAAAUCUUUCUAAAACAAAAUUGUUCAUUAGGUCAAGAUCUAUCUGCCCUUAAAUUUCAGACCAUUCAGGCAACCUGUUGUUGGGUUGCUGCCCCUGAAUUGGUAAUUUUUAGAAAUUUUUUCAGCUUUUGGUUAUUAACUUGAAUAUUAUUAUAGAUAGAGAUAAACUGUAAACAGCAAAGUAAGACCUACAAAUAAGUCAACAUGACCAAAAUGGUCAAUUGACCCCUUAAGGAGUUAUUGCCCUUUAUAAUCAAUUUUUAACAAUUUCAUAAAUUUUGUAAAAUUUUACAAAAUAAUUUCCACUGAAACUACUGGGCCAAGUUCAUUAUAGAUAGAGAUAAUUGUAAGCAUCAAGAAUGUUCAGUAAAGUAAGAUCUACAAACACAUCACCAUCACCAAAACACAAUUUUGUCAUGAAUCCAUCUGUGUCCUUUGUUUAAUAUGCACAUAGACCAAGGUGAGCGACACAGGCUCUUUAGAGCCUCUAGUUUGUAUAUUUGUUUUUGUUAGUGGUGUUCCAGAAAUAAUUUUAUAGAAGUCAGAGGGCACUUCAAAUUCAAAAAUAAUUUGUAUCAGUGUCAAAAGGCUCUUUGAAUUAAAAUUUAAUGGUGUGUAAUUGUUUUGAAAGAUUCACUAUAAAAAAAUAAAGAAUUUUUCAAUUUAACAGGCUAUGUAUUGUGGAAUAAAGUAAAAUGAAAUUUCCACUUUGACCCUCCAUUUUACAUUUAUUUCUGGAUCACUACCUAGUAAUGGCAAUGUAAAGGGUACCUAUAAUAACAGUGCAAUAUUUAACUUAUUUAUGCAUAUAUAGAUGUAUGUUUUAUUAUUUAAUUUUUCAAUGCACUGCAAUGCUAUCAUUGACAUAUUUUCUGUAUAAAGUAGUAUUAAGUUAAUACUGUGUACGAUAGUGGUUUCUUUAGUUACCUUAUAAUCAGCACAGCCAUCUUGUUAUACUGUGGAUUCAUUUAUUGUUGUGGGAAAGGGCUAUUCCAUUAAAAUGUAUGUGGGAGGGUAGGAAGGGACUUUCAAAAUAUCCCUACAACCAAGAACCAUAUUUUAGAUAAUUUUGCAUAAUGGUAUUAGACGCAUACUGAAAAAAGACCCAUGACCCACAUUCAAUAAUUAAACUUCCCGUCCUACCCUCCCACAUACAUUUUAAUGAAAAAGCCCUAAUAUUAUUUUGUGGAUUUGGGAAACAUUGGAUUUUCAUGGAUAUAUACAAUAUUAGGUCAAUGUCAGAAAAGUAUAAACUUUUCUGUAUGAGGCUGAGAAACUGGGGAAGGGCGAGGUUAUACCGAGCCCUUCCCCAAUUUUGUGCCAAAUACAAAAAAGUUUAUAUUUUUCUUACAUUGACCUAAUAUUGUUUUUAUACUGCAACAUAAAUUAAUACAUUGAUAGCUAUUUAAAUUUUAACACACAUUUCAAACUUAUUUUCAUCCCUAAAUGAACCCCUGAUUGUGGAAAAAGUGAUCCAUGAUGAAAUCGACAUUGCACAAAAUAUAGCUUUGUUACUAUAUUUAGGAAAUACACACAACUAGUUGCAGUAUAAAUUUGAUUUCAUGGCAUUCAAGCCUAAAGAAAAUUCAGUUUUCAAUGCACAUUUAAAUAUGUUGUUCACCUGUACCUACGAAGUCCAUGAAAAUUGGUACUGUAAAUUCAUAAAUUAUUGCGAUGUUUUUAUUUCAAUAAUUUAAACUCGCAUUUUGAAAUUUUUUAUAUGAAUUAAACAGGAUUUUUCUUAAUAUCGCAAAAAUUAAAAUCGCAUUUUAUUCUAAAAUGACAAAAUCGCAAUAAUAAAUGCACGCAAUAAUUUCUGAAUUUACAGUAUUCAACAAAUAAUAAUGAGUCCACAGUACUGUAAAUUCAGAUAUUAUUGCGAGGUUUUUAUUAAUGUGAAAAAUGCGACUGUGUCAGUAUCGCAAUAAUAAGAACUCACAUUUUGAUAUCUGAAACAUACAUCUGUAUGGAGAUUUUCCUGAAAUCGUAAUAACUAUUCUCGCAUUUUUAUCCAUUCUUAAAAAAUCACAAUAAUAAACGGACGCAAUAAUUUCUGAUUUUACAGUAUGUAUUAAAAAACAGUUGCUAGUUUCUCAAAGAAAAUUGCUUGCCAUUUUUUUUUUGAAAGUCAACGCUAGGACACAUUGUCUAAAUCUGUUUCAAUUCAUCCAGUUUUAAAAAAUAUUAAGCUGAUACAGAAAAUUGGUUCAUAAUAGAUUUUACUUUAUGUUUUGCAAGGUUACAUGAGUUAUUUUUAUAUGUUUUACAUUCCAUUGCAAUAGGUUAUUGUCAAUGUAAUAAAGUUUGUGUAUUUAAUUCAUGCUUUUGCUGUCAGAAUGGAUUGAAACAACUAGAUAUGAUAAAAAUAGUUCUAGUUAUGACAUAGAUUUUCCUAAUAACUAAAAAGAAAAUUAAAGUCAUUAUUCUGCAAAUUUGUUAAAUUGUUAUGGAUUUCCAGAGAAAACCAUGAAUUCAAGAAUUCAACAAAAUUUCUAUAUAUAGGCUCAUAUACAAAAUUAGUUGUCCAAAAGUAUUCAUGAAAAUAUGUACCCAUGCCAAUAAAUGAAUAUAUUGACAUUUUCUGUUGUUCAUAACUGAGUCUGUAGAUGGUAGAAAAUUAAUUCCAAAAUACCCUUAAAUUCAACUUACUUUCUCAGCAUAAUGUUGCAAACAUGUAAUGGAGAUACAGCUAUUAAGGAUCAUCCUAACAAAUGGACAAAAACUACUUCGAGUACAGAUAAACCUGUAACAUGACUUGGUCAAAAUUAUCCUUCUCAAACACAAAAUGUAUUUAACUUUUAUAUAUCUAGUUGACGCUAGGCCUUAAAACUUUUCCAACUGCACAGUUUGUUUGUAGUCAGAGUAAAUUUUUACAUGUAAACACAUCCAUUUUUGUGCAUUUGAUAUAAUGAACCUUACUGUCCAAUUAUCCUUGUUCAAAAAUAAAACUUCCAUUUCUACCCUCUAACAUUCAUUUUAAUGGAAUACUUUCCUUUUAAGAUCUGUGAUUAAUGAAGUAUGGAUCUCCCUUGUUCAUUCUUUCAAAAUGUGAUGUAAUUUGUAUUUAUUAUUUUAUUUAUACAUGUAAUAUUUUGAUAUUAUCUCAUUUGUAUAUAUAUUUGUGGAUAUUAAUAAUUAGCUAACAUUCCAUAUUUGAUCUGCCAAGACAGCUGCUUUUGGAAGUGUUUUCGUAUUUAAUGUAAUAUUUUCUAAAAUACUACAUCACAUCUUCUUAUUAGAUAUAUAUAGCAAGCAUUUGGAUCAUUCCUAAAAUGUCUUAACGAAAAACAUUAUUUCAUCAACCUAUAGAAUGUUGUUAAGGGCUAUUCAAAGGGAAAUGUAUGAAAGAUUUGGACACUUCAUGAUAUCGUUUUGUGGUUAAUAGAGGUGGAAGCAAAUACAAUUCUGUUACAAAUGAAAAAAAAAAUGAUGGGUGGUGGGGUGAUGUCCACUCCCAAGUAUAUUUUGUCUGGAAUGGCCCUUAAUGAAAAUGGGCAUUGCAUUUGCUAAAUUGCUUUUAAACAGAAGAUCAUUGCAUUUAUAAAUUUGAACUUUUAUUUUGUAAAAUGACUUGGUAUAAUACAACUGAGUGUAAAAUCUUGAUGUUGAGCUUGAAUAGCACAAAAUGACGUGAAGAAAUGGCUAUUUUUUUGCAAUGUUUAUUCUAUAACAUUAUUAGCUGUUUACUUAUGUUGUGCAAUAUGUUGGAAAUCUAAAAAUUAAUGUGAUGUGUUCAUUAAUGUUAAUGGGACAAUUUCUGAUAUUUUGACUUGCAUUUUCAUAUUUGCUGACUAUUUAUUUAUGCUACAUCAUUAAUACUAAUGCUAUUUAUUAGUCUGGCAUUAUUGUUGGGUGUCUGAGAUUUACAGAAAUAAACACAUGCAUUAAUAUUCUGAAUUUACAUUAUAUACAUAUUCUCAUUUCUGACUAUGAAAUUUUGCCUUUAUAUAGCUUAUUGGGUUUGUGCUUUCUUGGUGAAGGUAAAUCAAGAAAAGCAGUUUGUACCCAUGGUUUUUGUUAAUUUUCAUUUUCAAUUUAUUUUAAAAUGAUGAAUUAACAGGUUUAUAGUUUAUCUAUAUAUAUAAAAUUCGUACAAAGAUUGUGUCUUGCAAAAAUAUUUAUGAUAAAUUUUUUUAAGUUAUUUAUCAAUAUCUUAAAUAAUUUUCCAGUAUUAAAGUCAAUAAAAAGUGUGAAACUGUAAGUGUAAGAAAUCAAACAUACCUAUGAUUAUAUAGUCCCAGUUUAUUUUGUAAGGUUUUAUUGACUUCCCCCUUUUUGAAGUUACCUUGGGAUAUCAGUAAUUUUGUUAAUACUUUUAUACCACACAUCUAAACCCAGGUAAAACUGAUUGCUAGGAUAUGCAGAAAGUAGAAUAAAUUUUAUUGAUAUUGACAUAGCUUUGUUGAUUUUAUUGAUUUUUUAAUUAUUUUUUUUUACUCAUAAAUGUAGAAAUCAAAGUUGCUGAUUCUGCUCGAUUGAGAAAUGAAUGUUGUGAAUAUUUUUAGAUAAUGAAAUAGUGAGGUGUGUUGUGUUAGUUCUUUUAGAUACUUUAAGAUAUUUUUUUUAAUAACACUAAAGUGCAAGUGUUACUAUAAGGAGUUCAUCAUGGGAACUAGAGUAAGCAACAAGAUUUAAGGGGUGAUAAGUGUUACUACUGUAAAUCAACUAAUUUGUGCAAGGGAUAUAUGCAAGUUUCAACUCCCUCAGACAAAGUUGACUUAAGAUUGAUUUGGCUAUUCUUUGAGGUCCCUUUUGAUCAUAUAGCUCCUAAGAUUUCUACAAAACUGGCUUGCAUAUUUUGAAUUUUUUGAAAUUUCUAGAAAAACAAUUUGGAUGUUUGGACGUAUGGAAAACUAUGUCAAUUUUAAAAUCUUUUGUAAUGAUUUGACUUUAGCAGGUCUAAUUCCAUUAGAAUCUCACUGUUUAACUAUUUUAUAUCCAAUUUGUUGUGAUGACCUUGUCAUAUCCAAUUAACAGUUGUGACCUUGUCCUAUCACAUAAAUGGUGAUGACCUUGUCAUAUUCAAUUUAUAGUUGUGACCUUGUCAUAUCCAAUUAACAGUUUUGAUCUUGUCAUAUCCAAUUAACAGUUAUAACCUUGUCAUUAACAAAUAACUGUUGUGACUUAUCCAAUUAACAGCUGUGACCUUGUCAUGUCCUAUUAAUAGUUAUGACCUGGUCAUAUCCUAUUAAUUGUUGUGAACUUGUCAUAGCCUAUUAACAGUUGUGACCUUGUUAUGUCCAAUAAACAUCUAUGACCUUGUCAUAUCGAAUAUAUGAGUUUAACCUUGUCAUAUCCAAUUUAUAAUUGUGACCUUAUCAUAUCCAAUUAACAGUUGUGACCUUGUCAAUUCCAAUUAAUAGUUGUGACCUUGUCAUGUCCAAUUAAUAGUUGUGACCUUGUCAUAUCCAAUUAACAGUUGUAACCUUGUCAUGUCCAAUUAACAGUUGUGACCUUGUCAUGUCCAAUUAACAGUUAUGACCUUGUCAUGUCCAAUUAACAGUUGUGACCUUGUCAUGUCCAAUUAACAGUUGUGACUUUGUCAUAUCUAAUUAACAGUUGUGACCUUGUCAUGUCCAAUUAACAGUUGUGACCUUGUCAUGUCCAAUUAACAGUUGUAACCUUCUCAUGUCCAAUUAACAGUUGUGAACUUUUCAUAUCCAAUUUAUAGUUGUGGCAUUUGAUUUUGUCCAUUCCUUUGCAGAUUGGUCAUGUCCAAUAAAUUGCGGUGACUUUAUUUUAUUCUAUCAAUUAGUAAUACACAGUAGUGAACUGUUACAGGAAAUUUGAAUACGAAAUUAUAAAUGAGGUUUAUUGAUACCAUACUGAUUUCGAAUUUCUCAAAUUGUUUUGGUAUGUAUAUCUUUUAUUUAUUUAUAUUGCUCUAUCUUCAUGUUAUAUAUAUGUUAGGUAAAUAAACAUCUUUACAAAGUUC